UUCAUGGGCUGAGGACACCGUGCUCUGGUGGCUUGGGGCCAGCCUGCUAACUUCACCAGGUCAGCAACUUGAGAACUUCAGAAUCCUGAGGCUUUAACACUCCCAGGGAAGAAACCUUUUAACUCCCAAAGUGGCCCAGCUGAAUUCUUUAUUUUGGUGAAAUGUUGAAGAUCAGCUGCAGAUAUGUCUACUCCAUAUGAACUGGAAUGUCCACCAGUUAUUUUUGACAAUGGUUCAGGACUCUGUAAAGCAGGACUGUCUGGUUAUGUUGGACCCAGCCAUGUUAUCAACUCUGUCAUUGGCCACCCUAAAUUCAGUAUACCUUCAGAAAGGGCCAAUCGGAAGAAAUACUUUGUAGGAGAGGAUGCCCAGGACAAGUAUGAUGCCUUGUAUUUGCAUUACCCUGUUGAGCGUGGGAUGGUAACAAGAUGGGAUGACAUGGAGAAACUCUGGAAACAUCUUUUCGAGUGGGAACUCGGAGUUAAACCGAGUGAACAGCCAGUUCUGAUGACUGAACCCUCCUUGAACCCAAGAGAGACCAGAGAGAAGACCGCCGAAAUCAUGUUUGAGAAAUUCAAUGUGCCUGCUUUUUACCUGUGCAACCAUGCAGUGGCAGCACUCUAUACCUGUGCCUCUGUCACUGGCCUGGUGGUGGACAGUGGAGAUGGGGUCACUUGCACCGUGCCCGUCUUUGAGGGUUACUCCCUGUCUCAUGCCAUCACCAAGCUUUAUGUGGCAGGGAGGGACAUCACAGAACAUCUCAUCAGGCUCCUCCUAGCCAGAGGAUGUACCUAUCCUUGCAUCCUCAACAAGGCUGUGGUGGAUGAAAUCAAAGAGAGCCUUUGCUACGUCUCCUUGGAGCCAGAGAAAGAGCCACGCAAGGGACGGCAGGAGGACACGACGGAGUACACACUGCCAGAUGGGAAUAUAAUCAACAUUGGGGAUCAUCUGUGCCAGGUGCCUGAGGUACUUUUUUCUCCAGAUCAGCUUGGCAUUCAGGACCCCGGACUCUCAAAAAUGGUCUGCAGCAGCAUCAUGAAGUGUGAUAUGGACAUCCAGAAAAGCCUUUUUGCUGAUGUUGUGCUCUCCGGGGGCUCCACACUUUUCCCUGGGUUGGAAGAAAGGCUCAUGGAAGAGCUGGAACAGCUAGCUUCUGGUGGAACCCCAAUCAAGAUCACGGCUUCUCCUGAUAGAUGUUUCUCUGCAUGGAUUGGCGCAUCCAUCAUGGCCUCUAUGAGCAGUUUCAAGCAACUGUGGGUAACCUCUGAGGAUUUCAAAGAAUAUGGGAAAUUUGUGGUACAGAGAAAGUGCUUCUAAACGGUGCUGAACACUAGAUGGCGGGCAUCUUGAAACAUCUGUUAUAGGAGUAGCAGCAGGAAAUAAGAUCGUCCCUCGCAUGUCAGUCUGACGGUCAAUAAAAGAGCUGUCCC
Chinchilla lanigera (long-tailed chinchilla) is the source of this 1430-nucleotide messenger RNA. It is a transcript of the gene Actrt1, whose product is annotated as actin-related protein T1. The coding region runs from base 184 to 1317 and encodes 377 amino acids. The transcript has a single exon. Gene Ontology annotation, biological process: regulation of DNA-templated transcription. The record is from RefSeq and is a predicted model, not a curated record. Lineage: Eukaryota; Metazoa; Chordata; Mammalia; Rodentia; Chinchillidae. Gene Ontology annotation, cellular component: nucleus. Gene Ontology annotation, molecular function: chromatin binding.